This is a messenger RNA of Eublepharis macularius, 1503 nucleotides long. RefSeq names its product transforming growth factor beta-2 proprotein-like. Lineage: Eukaryota; Metazoa; Chordata; Lepidosauria; Squamata; Eublepharidae. Gene Ontology annotation, cellular component: extracellular region. The transcript is spliced from 9 exons. Gene Ontology annotation, molecular function: type II transforming growth factor beta receptor binding; growth factor activity; cytokine activity. Bases 1 to 1503 code for a protein of 500 amino acids. The record is from RefSeq and is a predicted model, not a curated record. Gene Ontology annotation, biological process: regulation of cell population proliferation; BMP signaling pathway; SMAD protein signal transduction.
AUGUCGCAGCACGAUGUUCUCCCACCAAUCCGUGCUGCGUGGGUAUACCCAAUGCUGCCUCGGUUCCUGCAUCUCUGCCAGGAAAAACCACUGGUGUCGGGGCUGGCGCCGUCGUCUUCGUGCACGCGUCAUUGCAAAGGUGGUAAACGAGUUGCUGGACAAAAAUCUAGCAACAGCCCUGCGCCUUUGGGCACGGCGUGUGACCGCGAGGACGCGCGGAAAAGGCGGAUUGGAGGUGGAGAUGUGAACGGAAAAGACAAAAUCGCGGAUUGGAGGCAAACGGAAGAUAUCCGGAAAAACUGCGGGGAAAAAGGCCCUGGUGGCACAGCCUUGGCGCUCUCCACCUGCCAAACCUUGGACCUGGAGGCGGCCCGGGCCCUGCGGGUACAGGCUGUACGAGGACAAAUCCUCAGCAAGCUGCAGAUGGUGGCACCUCCUGAAGAGGAGCAAGGGGUGCCCGAGCAACCGCCUCCUGAGGUGAUGUUACUGUACAACAGCACGCGCGAGUUGACACGAGAGCGGGCGGCUUGUGACGGGAGGAGCAGCAGCGAGGAAGAGGAAUACUAUGCCAAGGAAGUGCGGCGGGUGGACAUGUUGCCCCCUGGGCACACUGACAACACAAUCGCAAGCACCCAGCCCAGUCCCUUCUCCCGCCUUCUGCGCUUCGACGUCUCAGGAGCUGAGCCGGACCUCAGUAGUCUUGUUCAAGCUGAGCUGCGUGUCUACCGGGUGCCGAACCCACGGGCCCGAGCCACGGAGCAACGGGUGGAGCUGUAUCAGGUGGUCCGUGCAAGGGAGCCCACCGCACCAACCCAGCGUUAUGUGGAGAGUCGGACGCUGCGGCCAACAGACCGGGCUGAGUGGGUGUCGUUUGAUGUCACUGAUACUCUCAGCCAGUGGCUGGAUAAAAGAGAGAGAAACCUGGGCCUGAAAUUGGGGGUGCACUGUCCUUGCUGCACUUACGUCCCCGCCGGGAACACGAUCAACCCCAACCACAGCGAAGAGCUGGAGGUGCGCUUUGCAGGGCUGGAUGACGAUCUCAUCAAGGAGGCUUGGAAAGGGCGCGCACGACCCCCAGACCUUACUGGCAAAGCCCCCCAUUUGAUCCUCACGCUGCUGCCCCCACACCGCCUGGAGCCUCCCCCAAAGGGGCGGCGCCGUCGAGCUGCAAAUGCUCCUACCUGUACCAGGAGUACAGACCAGGGCUGUUGUCUCCGCACUCUAUACAUUGAUUUCCGCAAAGAUCUGAAGUGGAAAUGGAUCCACCAGCCAAAAGGCUACAAGGCAAAUUUCUGUGCUGGGACCUGUCGCUAUGUGUGGAGCACGGACACACAAUAUAACAUGGUGCUCCCGUUGUACAACAAGCUGAACCCCGAAGCCUCAGCCGCCCCUUGCUGUGUCCCUCAGGAACUGGAGCCCUUGACCAUCCUCUACUACGUAGGCCGUUCUCCCAAAGUACAGCAGCUCAGCAACAUGGUUGUGAAGUCUUGCCGUUGUCGCUGA